AGUUAUUAUAUUAAUAUGGCAUAUCAGUUCUAUUUACAAUUCAUAAAAAUGUUUUAACUAGAAGAGUUCACUGAAUAUGUAAAUGGUACUUUUCAUAAUUUUCAUUUAGCAACCUGGAAUUUUUAUGACGGAUGAUUCGUCAGCUGAGAAAGCAGCACUAAAAACAGUUUGGCCGGAAUCUGUUCAGUUACUUUGCCACUUUCAUGUUGCUCAGGCUGAGUGGAGAUGGUUAUUUGCAAAUGGAUCGAAGAUACCCCAACAAGAAAGACCUCGUUUAAUGAGACUUUUUCAAGCUGUCAUGUAUGCAAACACAGUUGAUAAGCUGGAAACAGCUGUUUCCACUUUAUUGCAAGAAGAAGCUGUUUAUCCGAAUUUUGUAAAAAGGUUCAAAAAUUUUUUUACCAGAAAGUCAGAAUGGUUGUUGCUUGACCGCCAAACUUUGAUAACCCGUCAAAACAAUACCAACAACUUCUGUGAGGCAACAAUUAGAAUUUUAAAAGAUGUUGUGUUGUGCCGCACAAAGGCAUAUAAUAUUGUCGCCCUCACAGACUUCUGCAUUUCUGUGUGGAAUUCAUAUCUCAAACAAAAAUUGAUGGCUUUUGCUUACUCCAGGCGAGGUGAAGUUGUACUAUUGUACAACAAUUUAAAUAAAAAAACACAAAGCUUAUCAGAGGAAAAUCUAAAAGAAGAAAGUGAGCACUUGUAUACAGUAAAGUCGGCUGACGGAAAAAACAUUUACACCGUUAAUGUUGAACAUGGUGUUUGUACUUGCGAAGCAGGAGCUUCCGGUGCUUUCUGCAAGCAUCAGUUCUUUGUAAUGAAAACUAAAGGUAUGUCAUUACCUAAUGCACCACCAAUUAGUGCUAAUGACAGAUACAGAUUAGCUAAACUGGCUUUAGGUGCAAAGUCUCCUGAUCCUAGUUUUUUUUAAGGAUUCAACGAAACUAUAGAAGGCAUUAAUAUUAUUGAUAAUGAAAUGCAUGAGGUAAUUCAAUCACCGGAAGAAGUAAAUAAGGAAAAUACUGAUUCUCCUGGUGUCCAAAACGUCUCCUGUGAGGAAAAAAAAUAAUGAAGUUUUGAAAGAGUUGGAACGAUUGGCGGACAUGAUGUCAACAAACAAUAAUGAAAAUGCUGCUACUGCUGCUCUUAGUAUCUUGAAAAGAAUAAAAAAGCCUGAUGAUUUUCAGACUCUCUGUGUUUUGCCAAAUUUGAGGGCAAAAAGAUUGAAAAAAAUCGGUGUUCAGUCUACAUCAAUAUCUAGACGCAGGCUUGGGUUGACAAAAUCAAAAAAACGUGUACCCUCAGGACGACCCUCUAGAAUUCUGAAAAGGGGCAUUUAAAGAAAAAGAUGUUUGCAAGAUAGCAUUGUUAAAAAUCAGCCAAAUGCUAAAUCGCAUGGCUUAUUUCAUUAAUUUUCCUUUCUAAAUAUUUGAUUCAAAAAUUAUUUAGCGACUAUGUAAUAAUCAAAAUUUC
Messenger RNA from Parasteatoda tepidariorum (common house spider), 1473 nucleotides. RefSeq lists its product as uncharacterized. NCBI's taxonomy places the organism in Eukaryota, Metazoa, Arthropoda, Arachnida, Araneae, Theridiidae. Gene Ontology annotation, molecular function: zinc ion binding. The record is from RefSeq and is a predicted model, not a curated record.